CGGCACGCUUGAGCCAACCAUUUCUCAGGUCGUUAUAGAGAACACAUUACCACAACGAUUGAAGCCAUGGGCAGCAACGGCAAAGAGCACAAGCGCGGUGUCCCACGCCCGCCACCAUUGCCGCUGUACAGAGACUGGGAGGAAGAAGAGGUCGUCAAGAGAACCGGGCACGGGCAGUCGCCACUGGCUCGGUCGACGUCGACGCACCAGGCCAUGGCCGCCGCCGGCAACAACAACAAGAAGAGGCUGUCCAAGCAGCUGUCUAUGAAGGAGACCACCCGGGAGAUCAAGUGGGAGAAGAGGCGGCGGCAGAUACACCGCCGGAGGAGCAGCAUGGGCCUGAAUGAAGCCGACGACUUGGCCCUCGGCAGCACUGUCUGUGCCGUGGACGGCGAGGCGGUCUCGAGCACCGAGCUUGUGGCCAAGCAUCUCACCGACGAGGACCUGGACGAGCUGAGGGGAUCAAUGGAGCUCGGCUUCGGGUUCGACGAGGAGAAGGGCGGCCAGGACCUCUGCGACACGCUCCCCGCCCUCGACCUCUACUUCGCCGUGAACAGGCAGAUCUCCGAGCCCAAGAUGCGGUGGUCUACCAGCUCAGCGCCGUCACUGUCGGCGGCCUCGUCUUCGUCCAACCUCUGUGGCACGCCCAGCCCCGGCAGCCCCAACGCGCUCUCUAACCCCAUGGACUCGUGGAAGAUCUGCAGUCCUGGAGAUAACCCUCAGCUUGUGAAGACAAGGCUUAGGCACUGGGCUCAAGUUGUGGCGUAUUCAGUGAAGCACUCCAGCUGAUCAAGUAAUCAGAGCCUUAUGCACUCUUCUUCCAGACAUACUGUACAUGUGAUUGCUUCAUUAGAUGGAUGACGACGGAGAAGUCAUGUCCGGGUGAUACCUACAUAACCGAACGUGACCUUGUUGCUCUGAUGUCCAAUGGUGAAAUUAUUGUGUAUAUAUAGAGUUAGCAUCUGUGUGUUGGCAAAAAUAUACAUACUGUAUGUGCAGUCCCUGUUUUGC
Messenger RNA from Phragmites australis (common reed), 1011 nucleotides. RefSeq lists its product as uncharacterized. The record is from RefSeq and is a predicted model, not a curated record. The transcript is spliced from 2 exons. Lineage: Eukaryota; Viridiplantae; Streptophyta; Magnoliopsida; Poales; Poaceae. Bases 67 to 789 code for a protein of 240 amino acids.